Messenger RNA from Bacillus rossius redtenbacheri, 7271 nucleotides. RefSeq names its product S-adenosylmethionine-dependent nucleotide dehydratase RSAD2-like. Gene Ontology annotation, molecular function: catalytic activity; 4 iron, 4 sulfur cluster binding. Bases 108 to 1127 code for a protein of 339 amino acids. The transcript has 6 exons. The record is from RefSeq and is a predicted model, not a curated record. Gene Ontology annotation, cellular component: lipid droplet; endoplasmic reticulum membrane. NCBI's taxonomy places the organism in Eukaryota, Metazoa, Arthropoda, Insecta, Phasmatodea, Bacillidae. Gene Ontology annotation, biological process: defense response to virus.
AUUGCCGUUUGCUGUUGUAUUGUAGUGUACUGAAAUAUUAAGCUUGUGAGAUUUAAGGUAGUUUUUAGGUGAAUAAGAUUGUAAGUGGCUAAAUUUUAAUUAUCACUAUGAUGAUCUUCAUAAUAAGGUGGAUGUCAGUUAUUUAUUCUUUUUUGGAUCAACUUUUACAAUAUAGUACAUGGAUUAAAUUAGUUGCAGUUUUGAAAAAAGUUGUGAGCCCAAGUUUUCAUCAAGAAGGUGGAUAUUUUUCCAAAGUACUUAGUGUCAAUUAUCAUUUUACGAGGCAGUGUAAUUAUGAAUGUGGAUUUUGCUUUCACACUGCAAAGACAUCGUUUGUUAUGCCGUUAGAAGAAGCAAAGGAAGGCCUUCGUCUUCUUAAAGAAGAAGGAAUGGAAAAAAUCAACUUCUCAGGAGGCGAACCUUUCCUCCCAGACAGGGGCAGGUACCUGGGUAGUCUCGUCCAGUACUGCAAGGAGGAACUGAGACUUCCAAGCGUGUCUAUCGUCAGCAAUGGCAGUCUCAUCCGCGAGGCUUGGUUCAAGAACUAUGGAAAGUAUCUAGACAUCUUGGCUAUAUCCUGUGAUUCAUUCAAUGAAGAUACAAACAAAGCAAUUGGUCGAGGCCAAGGGACCCGCAAUCACAUUGAGUCAUUGAUGAAGAUCCGGCAAUGGUGCAGCCGCUAUCGAGUUGCUUUCAAGGUCAACACUGUUAUCAACACGUACAACAUUGACGAGGACAUGAUUGACCACAUAAUGCACUUGAAUCCAAUCAGAUGGAAGGUGUUUCAGUGCCUGCUGCUGGAAGGAGAAAAUGCUGGCCCAGACGCCCUGCGCAAUGCGGAGAGGUUUUACGUCACCGACAAACAGUUUGCCGAUUUCCUGGAUCGCCACAGAGGUGUGCCGACACUUGUUGCCGAGGAUAAUGUCAAGAUGCAGAACAGCUACCUCAUUCUGGAUGAAUAUAUGAGGUUCCUGGACUGCCGCGAGGGGGCGAAGAAGCCCUCGCCGUCCAUCCUGGACGUGGGCGUGGCCGCCGCGCUCGACCACUCGGGGUUCGACGAGGCCAUGUUCCGCCGGCGCGGCGGCGUCUACAGGUGGUCCAAGGCCGACAUGGACCUGCAGUGGUGAACAGCGCUUCACCGUUACGCAAACAAGACCGGCGUGCCUUCGCCGCUAAUGCUUUACCACAUAAAUUCAAGAGUGUAAUAUUGUGCUGUGGUGUGACACACUUUGUAAUACACGUAUAUUAAUAAUUAUCUAGACUGAGGCACCAGGAGAAAAUAAGCAAUGCUCGCACCAGAUAUCAUAUUAUUCUGUAGGAUAUCCAAUAAUUACAAUGUGUGGCAUGUAGAAAGAAAUUUAAAAAAGAAAAAUUUAAAUACAUUAAUUAGGUAAAAAUUUUUUUAAAUACAUUAAUUACAUAAAACUAGAAAAUUUUUAGUCCAGGAGUAAUUAUCCUAAGAGAAUAUAUAAGGAUGAUAUAAAUAAUUAUACAAUAUUUUGUAAUACUUCUGAGAAAAUAUAAAGGUUUCAUAAGUGUCUAACAAUGUAUGCUACACGUGCUACCUUGCAGUAUGUUUUGUCUCCCACAGGUAAAUAUGGCGAGAUCACUAAAUUUAAGAAUUCCCCAAUAUAUUUAAAAGGCACUGAUACCUUUGCAGAAUAUUACUUAACAUAAAAGACAAUUUCAUAUAAGUCCACUAAAUUCUUUAAGCAGUCAAAAUAAGCAAUAAUGUUAUUUUUUUGAAACAACAAUAUUUGUCAACUUUUGUGUGGUUAUAGUUUUGUCCAAUCCAACUUAGUAGGUAGCCCUGCUUUAAGAUAUAAUACUAAUCAUCGUUUUAAUUUCUAAAAAUAUAUAUAAACAGGAACCAAAUGUUAGCCCAAGUUGCGAUGUCAGGCCUAUUCUUUAAUAAGUUCAAAUUUUAAUGAAAUAGGUAGAUACCCGGUAGAUAACAUCCAUAAGCUAGCCUCUCAUGAAGUUGUGUAACAAAUAAGAGCAGUGCAAUGGUUUAAGAGCGUAGCUCUGAUGCUGCCACAAGUGGCCGUGGGUAAAAACAGUGGUUUAACAUUUCUGAUUAAUACAAAAUAAUCAAAACUACUCGAGUGAGUCUAACAAAAGCGUAGUGGUGGGGCAAUAGACAAGUUAAACACAUGUAGUAUAUUCCAAAAUUAAUAAUUUGAGAUGAGCAUGUGUAGAACUAAAUUCUUGCAAAUAUUUAAAAUGCUAAAACUAAAAUUAUACACUGUUGAUACCAAAAUAAUUAUAUUCUGUACAUAGUGUGUGUGUGAGUGUGUGUAAGAGAGAGAGAAAGUGUGUUUGUGUUUGUGAAGGUGGCAGAUUACUAAGACUGAUUUUAAGCACUAUAUUUUGUACUGAAUGCCAUUUUGUCAACAUUCAUACAACCAGCUACGACUCAUCUAAUACAGUACUUUAAUAAUUGAAUAUUUACAUAUCUACAUACUGCUUUAUUGGCAAUAUUGUAUGUCAGGUAAAUGGUGAAAGUCAUGGCUUAUUAAAACCAAGUGGAAUAAACUAACAAAUUAAAUGUUUCGGUAUUGAGGAUUAAUACCAGGUAUUUUGCUGAAGGGGCAUUAAAUAUUGUAAGUCUUUUACCUGAGAAGGUUUUAGAGUCAUGGAUUCUGGAAAUCAGAGUGAAAGGUUGAAUAGGUUAAGUACGCUACAUUGAUAACCAUGGGCGUAGAUCCCGGGGGGGCCAGGGGGGCCCGGGCCCCCCCCUUGGGGGGGCCCACUUCGUGAUUUUAAAGUUAAUGGUGUACUCAACAUAUAUAUCAGAUUAUUAUUUACAACGACAGACACUUUGACAUGCUUUACAUUCAUACCUUCGAGUUCCGUAGUUAUUUUCCCUUACCCCUUCUGCGAAAGCCAUGGUAUGGAGUUUUCCAGUGAGAACUUUGAAACCCUUAAUUCCUAGAAACCGUUCAUUCAAAAGGACGAAGCUAGGGUAAGGUUCCGUUAGCAUUUCCUCCCCAUUUUUACCCACACUACCUUGUGCUCUGAAUCGACAGUAUUAUAGGUUUCAGGUAGUCUGUUUUUAAAGUGGUUUUGCUCUCGUGUGCGCCAGUCUUCUGCUUUCUUGGCAAACAUCAACAUGGAUAAUUUCGUGACGCGGAAGAAACGGAAAACAGAAUCUGAUUCUCACCUGGUAAGCUUGAUUGUUUUAUAAGUAGUGACUAUUAUUUAGGUAAAAUAUUUUAUUUAAGUGAUUAUGUAACAUUAUUUUUUCCAGUAAAUAAACAACUUAAUACUUUAACAGUAAUUAUAGCAGAAUUUAGUUUAUUUACGAACUGAAACUUAUAUACCAUUUUCUGGAAUUUUUUUAGCUCAUCUCCAUUCUGUAAGGCUAGCUGCUCUGUACGUUACAUGUGAAUUAUACAGGGAAUAAUUUUUUUCCUCGUCAAUAUGGAAUUUAAAAUCUUUCCUCUUUAAUUAUCAAACGAUAAUUUUCACAAUUCAUGGCCGAUAAUCACUUUAUAACAUUUGUUAUUUGAUAACUGCAACACUGCACGAGUAAACAGAAGAAAGAGUGAGAAAGAAGUAUUUAAACGUUACACAUACGUAUUUUAAGUUAAUAAGGAAGCAAACGCGUCUCUUUAAUAACUAAUCAAGCGGCAUAUUUUAACUAAAUAAUUCACUUCCAAAACACUGAUUAUACUAAAUAUAAGCCGAGAAAUGUAUGUAGUUUAAUUAGCUGAAGGAUAAUUUUCAUAGUUCUAUCUCCGAGAUUUUUCAUUUGUAUCAUUAAGUUUUUUUUCUUUUUUACCUGGUUGAUGCCUUUACAAAAUAAAAUAUUCUUUAAGGGUUUUAAUAUGAUUCGAUCGUUCAUUUGAUGUUGAUCCGUUUAUUAGCUUUGGCGCUUUGGGUUUUUAGGGCGCAUCAAAAACUGUGAACAAAGAAUUUCACGAACAGCAUUUGAAACGCAGUAAUUAUGUGAUGUGGCAUAAAAAAAAACAGACAAAGUGCGAGUCUAACUCGCGCACGAAGGGUUCCAUACCAUUAUCCAUAAAAACGGCAAAAAAAAAAAAAAAAUCAUGUCUGUUGUAUGGGAGCCCCACUUAAAUAUUUAUUUUAUUCUGUUUUAGUAUUUCUUGUUAUAGCGGCAACAGAAAUACAUCAUUUGAGAAUUUUUUUUCUGUUUUCACGUUUGUUGUAUGGGAGCCCCCCUUAAAUAUUUGUUUUAUUUUAAUUUAAUCAUUUAUUUUUAAAUUUAAAUUAGAAUAAACACUUUUGGAAAAUGGUAAUGUAUCGGUGGGGUGUUAUAUAUUUGCAUUAUAUUCACGUAUAUAAUUAUAAUAUAUUUUUUUCAUGGAUAUUUUAUGUAUUUAGGUUAACAAAUUAUUCAAACAUGUUUGAGAGAUCACUGCUUAUAGUCAUGAAUUAAUAAUUACUAAAACAUUUUGCACUGCUUUAUUGUUAAUAUCACUUACGUAAAAAAUAAAGUGUAUAACAUACGAGCUUAUCAUCCAGAGAAGACUUGUUUCGGUUGACCUCUAGCGUAAAAUUCUUAAACCACAGAAUUCACGGGCCCCCCCUGGAAAUCCUACAGAUUUGCGCCCAUGUUGAUAACACAUAAAUUACAUUCUUAUAAAAAUUAUGCAUGUCAUUGUGUGAUGGACCUAACCUAACUAACCUUUCACUCAGUUAUUAUUCAACUCAUUUCCUGGAAGCUGCGAUUCUGCAACAUUCCCAGGUAAGAAAAAAGAAACACUCGUAAUAUUUCAAUGCUUUCAUUAGCUAGCAAUGUGGAAUUGUUUCUAUAUGCCGAUAAAAUUUCUCUUGAUAAUAUAUCUCACUUAGUUCCAAUAAGCUGGACUUUCCACAUUCAACAUAGGCCAUCUAAUGAUAUUUCGUGACUCAGGAUUUUAAAUAAUGUAAUAAUACAAAAAAAAUUGUUUUUAUAGACAAAAUAAUAUAGUUUUAUAAAUGUCAUGUAAAUAUUUGUUAAACCGGAAUUACAAUGGCUUGCUGCUACCAUUUGUCAGUCAACUAGCUCAGUGGUUUACACCUCUCUGUACGUCCAUCAUACUUUUCCAGUUCAAUAAUGCCAACUCACAAGAAAACUUAAAUUUUGGAGAAAAUUUCUGUUGAAAAAGUAGAAUAGUUUGGUAAUCAUGUGACGUAUGGCAUGUAACAGUUUACUUCUGUUCUUCAGUCAAUUUUAGUUUAAAAUGUCAAACUUUAAAAUGUGUUCAAAUGCACGUUAAAAACACGGUAUGGAAGCAGUCAGGGGAAUAUCCAGUUGGGGGAAGGGGGAGGAAGCAACGAGCUGUAGUUACAUAAAAAUUUGUAAUUAAUUCCCACAAACUAUUGUAGGAAACAUUUUUAUAAAUGAUGUUUUUUUUUACUUUUGUUAUUGUUCAUUAUUGUAUUCCACUGUGGACCAUCCUCCCUGAUGAAAGAGGUUAAUUCCAAUAAAUGCCCUUUCCCCCCCCCCCUCCUUUCAAGCAUGAUCUAUGCCCAGGCCAGCAUACUUCACUUCUAGUUAGGACAGCCUUGCAAUGUCACUUCCAGGGACAAGUAUAUUGAUUAUGUACAGGAAAAUUUUGGACACUGCUUAAAGCUUGGCAAGCUUUUGAUGGCCAGACAAAAUUUAUCAGGCCUUCUGAUUGGCUGCAGGUCUCAUGGCUGACAAACAGAGGCAAAUGACGAUUGCAUUGUAAUUCCGGCUCUACCUUAAGUAUUUUAACUAUUUUGGUGUGAAUUGUAAAUUUCUGAGAAUUAUUUUUAACAUCGGUACUGUACUUAUUUUAAAUGGUUUAAAAUUUCUAAGUGAUGCUUGAAGAUUAAUGCAUGAGAUUUUCCAGAGAUAUUUAUUAAGAACUAGGGUGAUAUUUUUUUUUGGUAUUUUAUUAGAUACCUUAAGAUGUGCAAUGAGUAGUGGCAAAAUGUUUUGAAAAAAUAUAACUUGAUAUAACUGUUUUUAUUUAAAGGUUUGUACAGCAUAACUGUAAUAUUGAUGUGUAAAUUUCAGCAUGGACAAAACAAUCAAAAAUGAUAUUGAAACUGGACAAAACAAUCAAGAAUGAUAUUGAAACUAUACCAGAAAUUUGUUUGGAAACUCUACUACAAUUGUGAUAUUGAAUAACUAAAUCACUUCUUUUUUAUUUUAUUUUUUGUGUAUAUGUAUUGCCAGUAGAUAAAAUUUUCUGCAUGAUGUUUUAAAUCCAUUGACUACACUUAGCUGUUAGCAAUAAUUAAAAAAAAGUAGAGAAAUUGACCAACAAGUAGGUCUAUUAAAAAUGUUAGAUUUUCUAAAUAUAACUAGACUUUAAAGAGUACCUAAGUAAAUGUUAUUAAAUUAAUUUAAUCAAAAUAAUGGAGAUUUUAUACCCAAAAACUGUAAAAGUCGAAAGAAGGUACUGACUGUAGUGAUGCAAGAUACAUAAAUCAAAAUAAUUUGGAUUUAUUACUGUGUAAUUUGCUGAAUAGAGUUAUGAAUUAUUUAAAGUGUUAUUUUACCUGUGGAUUAUUGAAUGUUGGUUUGUUUACAUUUUUCCAUAGCAAUUGCCAUUUUGAAAAUGCUGUAUGGAUAAUAUAUGGUUGUUAUUCGUGUUUAAAAUUAGUAUAUUUUUCUUAUGGAAUUUCCUAUUAUAUAUUCUGUAGGGAUAUACAAAAUUAUAUUUUUAACAAAAUGUAAAAUAUUUUUGUAAAUGUUACAGGCCAAAUUUACUCUAACCUUUUGCUUUAGUUAUGAUCAUCUAGACUAGCCACCGUGGAAAAUCCUAAGUUUUCACAGCUGUCUGUGAUCAUAACAAAAGUUAAAGAUUUGGUUAGGUUCGGUUAGCUACAUUUAAAAUACAGUAAAAGCAUUGUCAAAAUAUUUAACAUUUUGCUUAAGCUAUUUUCCACAAUAGUACUAUAAUGUUUCACAACUGUGACAGUGUACCAUUAUUAUAAUGUAAUGUACCACAAUGCAAAGAAGAAGAAAAAAUUAAGUUGCUCACAAAAAAAUGGCAGGAGUUUCACACUCCCCACUUUGGAAAAUCACUAAAUAAAAAAAAAUAUUUAUUUGUUUGUUUCUGUCACUUGCAGGGUUCUUGCAUACAGGGAAAAUUCAGGGAAUUGGAAAGAUUUCUUCAAAACCUGGAAAACACAGGGAGAUUUACAACUUUUUUUUUACAAGGCAGUAAUAGUAAUUUUUCAUAGAAUGUAGAAUAUUAAUGUUUUAAAAUCAGUACUUUUUAAUCAGAAAUUUGUGACCCUUUAAUAAUCUUUAUCUGAUAUUUAAUAUCAUUUAUUAAACUUAAGGA